GACAGAACGACCAAUGACAUUUCUGGAUGUUGGAAUGCGAAACGGCUUCUGGGACAAUCCAGUUGCUACAGUAUCAUCGGGGCGCUGUACAGCUAGAACGGGAGAUGGAGGAUUUUGACGAUCCAGAGUUUGUCCCACCAAAUGAUGAGUUGACUCCAUGCAAAAUAUGUGGCCGAACCUUUUUCUCCAAAGUUCUUAAGAAGCAUACGACCAUCUGUCAGAAGGCAGCAGCCAAGAAGAGGAAGGUGUUUGAUUCUGGCAGGCAGAGGGCAGAGGGAACGGAAAUCUCGACUGUAAAACCUUUGAAGCCGAAGUCACAAAGUACAUCCAGCAAGUCUAAUAAACCGGAGCCGCCCAAGAAACAGUCCAACUGGCGCAGGAAGCAUGAAGACUUCAUCGCAACGAUUCGAGCAGCCAAGGGGCUCACUCAAGUGAUGAAGGAUGGAGGGCCCCUGCCCCCUCCACCUCCUCCAUCCUAUGAUCCAGAUUACAUUCAGUGCCCAUACUGUCAAAGAAGGUUCAACGAGUCCGCUGCGGACCGACACAUUAAGUUCUGUAAGGAGCAGGCGGCAAGGAUCACCAAUAAGGCAAAGCCUCCAGGAGGAGAUGCCAAAGGGAAACUUCCGGCUCGAAGCCAGUGCAAACCCCCUCCAGUGAAGAAGGCCAAUUCCACAGUGACGUCCACUUUGCCUGCCUCCUCACGGCUACCACAGCGGUCCAUGUCUGGUCCCACAGCAGGCACAGGCAUUCCUACAGGCAAAGCGUCUUCUGCUGGAGCAGUGAGGACAGUCGCAUCUGGGUAUGGGCAGAUUCGCACUGGACCUACGGGAAUGACCAGCCCGCCGUCUGGAAUUAGCCCGAAACCCAGGAGUGUUGGAACAGCGGGAUCUGUCAAGAAUGCAUCCCCUGGGAUUGCAAUGAAAAACAGAAGAGGCUAUAAUUCAGAUAUCAACAAUUCAAGGAAUGACGCCCAGACUGUGAAUGAGGUGGACAACUCCACAGGGCAGCUAACAAAGUUCUGCCACGAGUGUGGCACAAAGUACCCCGUGGAGUGUGCUAAGUUCUGCUGCGAGUGUGGGGUGAAACGAAUGUGCAUUUAGCUGUGAGAGACGACCAGAAUGGGAUGGGUGCACAUCGAAAGACUCAAGAUGCUGAAAUGAAUUACUUAAAAUACUGAAAACUCGAUUGUCCUAGCACAUGGCUCUCAUUCAGACACUAUGAAGCGCUAGACAGAUCACUCUUUUUCUGACAUUUUAACCUUCCCAUUUUUUGCUGAAUUGAAUUUCUUCCAUCCCAUGCUAAUGUAUUGAGUGCAAUAUGAUUGACUACUGAUCAAAAUAUUUUUGUCCAGGUUGGUGGGUGGACCUACAGUAGAUAUGAGAAAUUUUAGGUCUAAAUUUAAAAUACCGUUCAAAUGGGACCAUAAAUUAUAUUGAAUUGUAUGCCCUCAUGUAGCAAACGUCAGUUCUUUACGUAAGGGAUAUGACAACUGUUUGAAUUAAGAUGCGGUCAACUAAGUUAUUAUUUAUGAUAUUGUGUCGCAUUUAUAUUUUUAAACAUAUUGUGGAAGAUAAAUGAUUUCAUAUUCAGCUUA
Sardina pilchardus (European sardine) is the source of this 1594-nucleotide messenger RNA. It is a transcript of the gene zc2hc1a, whose product is annotated as zinc finger, C2HC-type containing 1A. NCBI's taxonomy places the organism in Eukaryota, Metazoa, Chordata, Actinopteri, Clupeiformes, Clupeidae. Bases 27 to 1100 code for a protein of 357 amino acids. The transcript has 10 exons. The record is from RefSeq and is a predicted model, not a curated record.